Molecule: messenger RNA, 2965 nt
Organism: Oryzias melastigma (Indian medaka)
Lineage: Eukaryota; Metazoa; Chordata; Actinopteri; Beloniformes; Adrianichthyidae
Gene: wdr43
Product: WD repeat domain 43
Exons: 18
Coding region: 84-2207 (707 amino acids)
Biological process (GO): maturation of SSU-rRNA from tricistronic rRNA transcript (SSU-rRNA, 5.8S rRNA, LSU-rRNA)
Cellular component (GO): nucleolus
Molecular function (GO): protein binding
Source: RefSeq, a predicted model, not a curated record
UUUAUAAAAGUAAUAAAAAAAAAACAACAAAAACAAAAGAACAAUAACCUAAAAAGCUGAGAAAAAUGAAAUAACUGUAAUGGAUGAAAAAUAUUGUAAAUAAAGUCUGUUUUAGUCAAAUAACUUCACCUAAAUCAGAUCUGGCGGGCAACAAGGGGCGGUCCUUGGUGAGCACCAGUGCGCAUGCUCGUGAUUGGACGCACGUGGUUUGUGUAAGCACGGCGCACGCACGCACGCGUACGCAAAGAAGAGCUACAGAAAUGGCGACCGACGGUGGCAGCUCGGCGCUGCAGCUACCCUGCGUUUUCUCACCCAAAUCACGACAGUACUUGGCGGUGUGCGCCCAGGACGGGAGACUCCGCAUUUGGAAUACAGACAGCAAGACAAUAAACCAAGAAUACGUGCCUUCAGCUCAUUUGAGUGCCACUUGCACGUGCAUCGCCUGGGGACCAUGCCGAACAGUGAAGGAGGGACCUCAGAGGAAGAAGAGGAAAUCGGAGGCGGUGCAGGUGGAGGAGAAGGCUGACCUGUUGGCGAUGGGCACAGCAGCUGGCAAUGUGCUCAUCUACAGCACUGCAAAGGGAACUCUCCACUGUACUCUGGAUGACGCUCACAGUGCAGGAGUGAACUGUGUCCAGUGGCAUCCUGAAGACGGCGUGUUGUAUAGCGGCUCAGACGACACAAACGUUGUGGAAUGGGACCUGCAGUCAGGAAAGAUGAGGAGUAAGUGGAAGGCGGACCGCGCCGCUGUCACCAGCUUGUGUGUCAGUCCAGACGGUAAACUGCUGCUGUCAGCGGGUCAUGUGAUCAAGAUGUGGGACCUGGAUACCAAGGAGCUCUACAGAAAAUUCACAGGGCAUUCAACGGCCGUGACGACCCUGCGCUUUGCCACCACUCGACCCCCCGACAGCAACGGCCUCUACUUCGUGUCCGGUGCGGCGCACGACCGGCUGAUCAGUGUUUGGCAAGUCCGAGAAGACGGUAAGGACAAGAAUUCAGUCGUGUCGUUCACUCUCACGGAUGAGCCGAGACACGUAGACCUCGUCCCAUCCAACAACAAGGAAGAGGCUGUGAGGCUGGCUGUGGUGUGUAAGGAUGGACAGCUGCAUCUGUUUGAGCACUUUUUGAAUGGACCCUGUAAGAAGCCCUUCUCGCCCUCCUGUUCGGUGCAAAUGGCAGACACCAGGGAGUCUCCGAUGCCCAUCCCCAUGUUGGCGGCUGCGCUCGGGAGGGAUUCGCGGUCUGUGCUACUCGCCUACGGAAACCACCUUCAGCCCGCCAUCGAACAAGUGGAGAUCAACACCACAGAGAGACACGUGUGUUUGAGCAGAGACGUGAAGACCAGCUUGUCUCUCACCAUGGAGAGCACCGUCUCAAAGGUGAAAACUCCAAUCGUCAACGCCAAAAGCAAAGUACUGGCGCCUGGACUUCCUGGUCACCAAGCUCCACUGAAAGGAUCCCAGCGUGAAAAAGCAUCGGAGAAAAGAAAAAAGGACUCCAAAGAGAUGUCAAUAGCGGAGAAACUUGGCGAGAUGGAUCUUUCAGCCCCCUCCGGCGAGAAGGUGAAGGCCUCCUUACAGACGGACAAUUAUGCCGUGCUGUUAGUGCAAGGUCUGGAGAGCAACGACGCCGACAUCCUAAAUAAAGUUUUACAGACCCGUAAAGAGAUGAUCAUAAAGAAGACGGUUGCUCGGUUACCGCUCUCUGCUGUUCUUCCAUUGGUUAAAGAGCUCACAAAUAGACUUCAAGGACAUCCUUUUGCGGGAAUGCUGAUGGUUCGGUGGCUCAAGGCCGUUCUCAUGCACCACACAUCGUACCUGGCGUCUCUGCCGGACCUGGUCACUGAGCUUGGAGUCCUGUAUCACAUGAUUGAGAGCAGAGUAAAAAUGUUCCACAAGCUCACGAAACUUCACGGGAAACUUUCCCUGCUGAUGACGCAUGUGGCGACAAGUGACAGCAGCAACAUGGGCUCUGAGGUCGACCACACAGCAAAGCUGGUGUAUGAAGACGAGUCAUCUGAUGAAAACGAAGCCUCUGGUGACGAAGCUCUUCCCGAUGAUGACUCUGAUCACUGGGAGGAAGAGGAGGGCAUGGAGGAGGAAGAAGAGAAGGAAAGUUCAGAGGAGGAAGAUGAGGGCAGCAGAACACAACCCAAAGCAAACGGAGAAGAAGACAUGGAGCAUGAAAAUGAGAGCGAAGAAGAAUGAAAACAAACAAAAAAAUAGUUGAUUCUACAUAAAAAGGACCUGAAAGAGUUAUAUAUACUUUCAUUUUAUUUUCAUGCCUUUGAUUUUAUUAAUAAAAAAGGGUUUUACAGAAUCAAUGGACGCGUCGAAGUGAGGCCAGAUGAGCCCCGCCCCCUCGCCUCAGCUCCUCUAAUCUUCCGGCUACGGUCCGAGCAACUUUCAGUUCAAGUGAAAGUUCAAGCUCCGCCCCUGCUCCUCCAUCACAGCCGUACAUCCCGGAGAGUUUGCCUUUGGAACCACUCCUCGGUUUGGUCAGCGUGCCCGCUCUCCUGCAUUCCAAAUUCUGUCCUAAAACGGAGCUCAUUGUUUGUUCAACCGUCUGGGCCGUUUGGACGCCGAAGCUUGUAGUGCUACUAGUACUGAGGUGGAGUCGGGAUGCGGACCCCAUCCUCACUCGUCUGUUGAACAGAACACCAGAGCGGGCGGCAUCAUGUUCCCACACAUGUAAAUCUGUCUGUACAGUAAAGGGUUUGUAUGAUGGCAUCCCUCCACAGCUUCCCCUGCUAAUGUUGGUAUUAAAUGAACUCCUGUAAAGUCUUCUGAAGGCGGGUUUUUUAUUGUUUUAUCCAAAUGUCAAAGGUUUCUUUUAAAUGUUCAUUUCAGUUUCUGGGCAUGUUCCCACGCCCACUGCCUCCAACCCACGAGCACAGGGGGGCGAGUAAAUAUCAACAAUAACUGUCAAGUUUGCUCCUCCUGCUGAAUAAAUGAGUUUUUCAAAU